This is a messenger RNA of Paecilomyces variotii, 1458 nucleotides long. RefSeq names its product putative aspartate kinase. The coding region runs from base 1 to 1458 and encodes 485 amino acids. NCBI's taxonomy places the organism in Eukaryota, Fungi, Ascomycota, Eurotiomycetes, Eurotiales, Thermoascaceae. The transcript has 6 exons. The record is from RefSeq and is a predicted model, not a curated record. Gene Ontology annotation, molecular function: aspartate kinase activity.
AUGACCAUUCGCCCUGACCCAAAGCCAUGGAUUGUCCAGAAAUAUGGAGGUACGAGCCUCGGAAAAUUGCUGGACAAAGUGUGUGGGACGAUCAUUCCCUCGUAUCUGAAAACAUACAAUGUCGCCGUCGUCUGUUCUGCAUUAUCCGGUACCACGAAGGCUAGCGGCACGACAAGUUUGCUUCUCGACUGUCUUCGAUGUGCAGAGAUCGUCGGAGUGGAAUCAAUCGGUCAUAUAAAUGCGACUAUUGAUAGUAUCCGCGAUGCCCAUCUGGAUAAAUUGCAGUCAUUUCGGGCCUAUUCCAACGAUACUAGCGAUCUGCUUCUCAGUGAGACCACACUGAGUGUGGUCAAUGACUGCGAAGAAAUUCGCAGAUUCCUUCUUGCAGCCCACGUCGUGGGAGAUCUGUCUGCACGCUCUAAAGACCGCGUGCUCUCAUUAGGAGAGAGAUUGGCGUGCAAGAUCGUGGCGGCUGCGUUGACCAUCAAGGAGGGCAUUCCUGCUCGAGUCAUCAACCUGGAUAACAUUGUUGCAGAAGUGUUCGGCGGAUCUCUGCCAGAACAGGAAUCGCAGUUCGAACGUCUCGGAACAGAAUUCUACCAUCGACUCUCGCGCAGGAUUGGGUCAAUAGUAUCUGAAUCUACAGAUGCGGUGCCUGUAAUCACUGGUUAUUUUGGCCUCAUGCCUCACUCACUCCUCCGGUGUGUUGGUAGAGGGUAUUCCGACCUCUGUGGCGCGAUGUGUGCAGCAGGCCUGGCUGCAAUGGAAUACCAGAUUUGGAAAGAAGUUGAUGGAAUAUUUACCGCGGAUCCCAGAAAAGUACCAUCGGCGCGAGUUCUGGCGACUGUCACUGCAGAAGAAGCUGCAGAACUGACCUUUUUUGGCAGCGAGGUCAUCCAUCCCCUCACAAUGGAACAACUACACAAGUCCGAGAUAGUCUUGAGACUGAAAAACGUACUCAAUCCCAGCGGAUCAGGGACCGUGAUCUACCCAUCCACUCCAGAGACAGAUCACCAGGUGAAGGAAACAGUGCAGGAGAGUCCGCCAGACGAUAUCUUUAUGCUUUCCAACGGAUACCAUGGGCAAUCUCGAAGCAGGCGACGUCCAACUGCCAUUACCAGCAAAGAAGGUCUCAUUCUCAUCAACGUCACAUCUAGCCGGACCACCAAGUCGCAAGGUUUCCUGGCUUCUGUAUUCUGUCAACUUGAACGAAAUGGCAUAGUUCCGGAUUUGGUCACCACGAGUGAGCGAAACGUCAGUCUUGCAAUCCAAGCAUCGACCAUCACCAAUAAAUUAGUACUUGAUCUGCAGGAAUUUGGAUCGGUAACGAUAUUGGAAAACAUGAAUAUUGUCUCUGUUAUUGGCCAGAAAAUGCGCAACAUGGUUGGCACUGCAAAUAUUUUCGGCACUCGCAUCCGCAAAAAUCAAUAUUUACCUCAUCAGCCAAGGGGCGAGUGA